Molecule: messenger RNA, 1878 nt
Organism: Penicillium cataractarum
Lineage: Eukaryota; Fungi; Ascomycota; Eurotiomycetes; Eurotiales; Aspergillaceae
Exons: 2
Coding region: 1-1878 (625 amino acids)
Cellular component (GO): nucleus; cytoplasm
Molecular function (GO): mRNA binding
Source: RefSeq, a predicted model, not a curated record
AUGAGUUACCAACAGUCGGACAUGUAUCACGAUCCCUCCGCGCGUUCCCCUGGAUCCCAGCGGCAUCAACAACCCCUGCACCGCCAACCUUCUCGCCAGUUUGACGCUUACGGCCCCAUGCCCGUCAAUCUCUACGAGGAUCAAAUGGCCCGAUACGAGUCUGCCCGUCUAGAGCGUCUGAACCCUUCGCUCCAGAACAACAACUCCUAUGCCUAUGACUUGUCCGGAUCCCAGACUUGGAACCCGAAUGGCUUCGCCAACGCCCAGUCCCUUGGUGGGAUUCGGUCGGCCUCGGCUAGCUUGAAGCCUAAUGCUCGCGGACGCACCGGUCUGCCUACGACUUGGCUGGAUCAGCAACCCGGUAUGCCCAACGCUUUCUCCAACUUGGGCCCUGGCCCCAUCCAGAGCAGUGCAAUGCGCCCGGAAGCAUCGGCUUCCUCCGAGGGCGACGACGAACUGAUCCCAACUGCGAUCGUUAUCAAGAACAUUCCGUUUGCCGUCAAGAAGGAGCAGCUGGUCCAGCUCAUGACCGAGCUGAACUUGCCCCUCCCCUAUGCCUUCAACUACCACUUUGACAACGGCGUGUUCCGUGGAUUGGCCUUUGCCAACUUCACUUCGGCGGAGGAGACUGCUACGGUGAUCGAGGUCCUGAACCACUUUGAACUGCAGGGCCGGAAACUACGUGUAGAGUACAAGAAGAUGCUUCCCCUGCAGGAGCGGGAACGCAUCGAACGGGAGAAGCGGGAGCGCCGUGGCCAGCUGGAAGAACAGCACCGGCCCAUGGCCUCGUCCCAGCUGCAGACGCAGAGUUCCAUGUCCUCGCUGACCUCGCAUAUCCCGGCCACCUCGCCCUCGCCCGUCUCGCAACGCGGUCAGAAGCUGGGUAAGUCAAUCAGGCACUUCCCGACAUCCGACAGUGACCUGAUUGCUCAUCAACACGAACAAGUAGAGGUGGAUUUGAACGACAGCCAGACUCUUUCGUACUACUCGCAACUGCUCCUGUUCAAGGAGGACACCGCCCGCGACUCUGUCAUCUUCCCGCCCAACUUGACCCCAUCCCAGCGACGCACGGUUCACACUCUGGCUCACAACAUGGGCUUGGGCCAUGCUUCCCGCGGUAAUGGUGAUCAGCGCCAGGUUCAGGUCUUCAAGGUGGCGGCUGGUACCAAUGUCAGCCCCCCUCUGUCGGCCAUCCCGCCUGCGGGACAACCUGGUGAUAGCGCUCGCCGUGGUCUCAACCGUGCGGCCACGAUUGACUUCAGUGAGGCCCGUAACGAGGGUGGCCCCGGUGCCUUCAACACCCUACGGGGUCAGACUUCUAGCUUCCUGGGUGUGAUGGACUCGCCUGGCAACUUUGCCAACACUCAAAACCUGCGAGCCGCCAAGUCCUUCGCCGACCUGCGAUCAUACACCCCGUCUCCCGUCCCGUCCUCUGCGAGCUUCCCUGCCGCCUUGCAGUCCAACGGAACCCGUCUUCAAUACGAAGGUGCCCCGACCGGUACCUCCAACACCCCGACUCUGACUUCGGCGCCCUCGGGCUCUUCUCUGGGCAUGCAGCGUGACGAUAACCUGCUCGUGAACAGCCUUGGUGGCCUGUCUCUUGGAACCGGCAUCGGAGGCCCCAACUCCAGCCCUCGACGAUUGCGUGGUAUGUUCUCUUGGGAGCAGGAUAGCCAGUCCUCGGUGGCCGGUACUAUCGGUAGCAACCGUGGCAUGGGAAUGGGUUUUGACAGUACCCAGCAAGAGCGCAUGCCGAUCCGACAGCCCCGUGGCCCGACACCCGAGAAGGGCACCGGCUUCCGCCGCCAGAACGGACAUCAGGCCCGUGGCAGUGACGAGCUUCGUGCUACCUCGGGUGUUGAGAUCAUCGUGGAGUAG